UUCCAACAAAAACAAAAGCAAAGUUUCUAAAAUUUCCAUCUCUCACCUAACGCAUACACCCGACCCAACUCCCAAGUAAGAUGGGCUAAUUAGUAACAAAACGGAUUGCUAGACGACUAAAUUCCACUCACUCUUCUAUUUUAUAAACUAAUCCCACAAAAAAAGCUUAAUUUUGUUGCGAAACUUUUUUAUUUGUCUUCAAAUUCAAAAAAAAUGCAGCAAAAUCAGAGAAGUUCAUCAUCAGGUUCAUCGCAAAGCCCUAGAUCUCCACAAUCUCAUCCUUUUCUCUCAAUUUCAGUAUCUGAUCCCGUCAAAUUAGGCAAUGGCGUUCAAGCUUACAUCUCUUACAGAGUUCUAUCUAAGACGAAUUUACCUGAUUAUCAAGGGCCUGAAAAGAUUGUCAUUCGUCGAUAUAACGAUUUUGUUUGGUUACGAGAUCGUCUUUUCGAAAGAUAUAAAGGCAUCUUUAUACCCCCUCUUCCGGAGAAAAGUGCUGUUGAGAAAUUUCGCUUUAGUGCUGAAUUCAUUGAAAUGAGGCGUCAAGGAUUGGAUAUAUUUGUUAACCGGAUAGCUUCACAUCCUGAACUUCGCCAAAGUGAUGACCUGAGGUUGUUUUUGCAAGCAGAUGAAGAGACGAUGGAGAGAGUGAGGGCUCAAGAGCUUGGUAUUUUCAAUAAGAAGCCCGGUGAUCUAAUGCAAAUGUUCAAGGACAUGCAAUCCAAAGUCAGUGAUGUUGUUUUAGGCAAGGAGAAGCCUAUCGAAGAAUCAACUCCUGAGUAUGAGAAAAUGAAACGCUAUAUCUUUGAGCUUGAAGAGCAUUUGGCAGAAGCACAGAAGCAUGCCUUUCGCCUUGUUAAGAGGCACAGAGAGCUGGGACAAUCAUUAUCAGAUUUUGGAAAGGCAGUCAAGGUUUUAGGUGCCUGUGAGGGAGAUUCUCUUGGAAAGGCAUUUUCUGAGCUUGGCACGAAGUCAGAAUCAUUGUCAAUCAAGCUGCAAGCAGAGGCUCACCAUCUAUUGAUGAACUUUGAAGAACCUCUGAAAGAUUAUGUUCGUGCCGUGCAGUCUAUCAAGGCUACCAUAGCAGAGAGAGCUACCGCGUUCAAGCAACAUUGCGAGCUUUCUGAAACAGUGAAGCUGAAGGAGAUAAAUCUAGACAAGCUCAUGCUAACAAGGUCGGACAAGUUUGGAGAUGCUGACACCGAAUAUAGAGAGUUAAAAGCAGAGAGUGAGGAAGCAACAAGAAGAUUUGAGACGAUUGUUCGAUUAAUGAACGAAGAGAUGGAACGGUUUCAAGAACAAAAAACAGCAGAUAUGGGGUUAGCAUUCCAUGAAUUUGCCAAAGGUCAGGCACGCUUGGCCAAUAGCAUUGCUGAAGCUUGGAGAGGUUUGCUUCCAAAGCUUGAAGCAUGUUCUUCUUGAGUAUUGAGGCGAUAGGUACAAGCAGCCCAAAAAGAACGGGGUGGUCCAAAGGAAUGCCAAGAGCAUCUGUUUCUCUUGUAAAUUAAGGAUUUUUCAGCUUUUCAGGGGGUGAACUUCCUCUGUUGUAGUAAACAUUUCAGAUUUUUCUGGAGAUUCUAACUUGUACAACACCCAGAUCAGUUGUCAAAAUCAGGUAUCACGAAUUGUCUGUAAUAUUAUGCACAUAAAGAAGACUUACAGACUUGUAUGUUAGUCCUAAGAACAUUUGUUGGAUAAACUGAUGCAUGGUAGUUUCAGAAUUAAUUCUUUCUUGACCAA
Molecule: messenger RNA, 1737 nt
Organism: Beta vulgaris subsp. vulgaris (sugar beet)
Lineage: Eukaryota; Viridiplantae; Streptophyta; Magnoliopsida; Caryophyllales; Amaranthaceae
Product: sorting nexin 1
Exons: 10
Coding region: 214-1419 (401 amino acids)
Cellular component (GO): endosome
Molecular function (GO): phosphatidylinositol binding
Source: RefSeq, a predicted model, not a curated record